Oncorhynchus nerka (sockeye salmon) is the source of this 1023-nucleotide messenger RNA. RefSeq lists its product as uncharacterized. The annotation marks the transcript as partial. The record is from RefSeq and is a predicted model, not a curated record. Gene Ontology annotation, biological process: positive regulation of transcription by RNA polymerase II; positive regulation of MHC class I biosynthetic process; positive regulation of MHC class II biosynthetic process. Lineage: Eukaryota; Metazoa; Chordata; Actinopteri; Salmoniformes; Salmonidae. The transcript has 11 exons.
GCCAGGAUGCAGGAUAUGGACAUCAUGGAUCUGCACCCCUCCCUUACACCUGAGGUUGAAGACUUUCUGCCAGAAUUAGACCUGGAUGGCUUUCUGGAACACGAGGAUUUUCCUUUUGACUUCAAUGAUGCUCUGUUUGACCUGGACUUUAAUGUGGACAUACAGACUGGUGAGGUUGCCAUACCGACAGCUGUGGCCGAGCCAGGCGACCAGAAACAGAACUGCGAGACACAGAGAGCGCUUGGUGACGGACAGAGGAAGAGGAGAUCGACAGAGGCUGGUGAUGGACAGAGGAAGAGGAGAGCGACAGAGCUUGGUAACGGACAGAGGAAGAGGAGAGCGACAGAGCCUGGUGACGGACAGAGGAAGAAAGCGAAGAGGAGAGCGACAGAGCCUGUGGACGGACAGAGGAAGAGAGAGACCCAGACAGACUCUCCCAUCAGAGGUUGUGCUGGUUCUCCUCCCCUCUCGGCCGUGACUCUCUCUUCUCCUCCUCCCAGACUUGUCCAGAUCGCUCCUUCUCUCUUUUACAUUCCUGGGUUUGGGACUGCUACUUUCAUCUCUUCGUGUAGCAAUGGCUCAGAGCUGCAGCUCGUUCAAGCCCCUGUUUUCGGCUUCUCAAGACCUCCCACCUACAUACUGAUGUCUUCUCCCUCGCUGUCUCCUAGAACCCUCGACGUCCUACCUCUCUCUCCAGUUGACGGCGCGUUAGCUCCAGACUCUAUGUGUUCGUAUCCUCCUGGGUCUCUGUCUGACUGUGCCAGCCAAGCCCUGUCUCCCCCCUCUGCCUCCCCCCUCUCCCCCAGGACAGAGGAGUACAUUCACCAAGCCAAGGCUCACCUGAGGGGAAUGUGCCAGGAGAUGGAGGCGGGCCUUAGCCUGGCGUCCCACUAUGUUGACGUGCGAUUGGUCCAGAGGCAGAUCCUGAUUGGCUCAGGGAAGAACACCAGCAAGUGCCUGGAGAAAGAUUUGGUCGUUAUCGGAGACGCGGAGAGGAGGCGGGGCUCGUUGGCCAGGAGUCAG